AUGCUUUUCGAACGCCAUCCGUCAACUUCAAUCCAUCCAAAAGCGUGCGGCAUCAACCAGCGUACGACCGAGAUUCUUCGUGUCAUGGGAGUAGAAGAGAAUGUCUACGCCAUUGCAGCACCGGCCGAGAUAGCCGGACGAACCGCCUGGUAUACGUCGCUUGGAGAAGAGGGGAAAGAAGUGUUCUCCAGAGAUGCGUGGGGAGGCGGCCAGUACGCAGCGGAGUACGCCCAGCACAGCCCGUCGAGAUACUGCAUUCUGCCGCAGAUAAAACUGGAACCGAUCUUGAAACGACGCGCCGUGGAGCUGAAUCCUCAUCAAAUCUUCUACGGGAAUGAGGUGUUGACGACAGAGGACCAUGGCGAAUUUGCGGAAGUUACUGUAAGGAACCUCCGCACGGGUGACGUUUCCCGACACAGAGGGACGUACGUGAUCGUUGCGGAUGGCGGUCGUCAGUUCACAACACAACUGGGAGUCGAGUGGAGCGGCGAGGGCGACCUCUUGACCAUGAUAAGCGCACAUAUCCGCUCUCCGAUCAGAGAUCUGCAUCCCGAUAAUCGCAACUUCAUAACGUGGUUCACGAACCCAGCAAUGGGGGGCAGCACGCUCACCGGCUACCUUUAUCAGCUGGGACCCUGGCCGGAAGCGAUGACCAGUCCAGAAAUAGAGGAAUGGAUGUUUGUCUGCGCGCAGGCAGCAGACGACCCGACCAAGUUUGAUGCUGAGACGGCUCUGGCUCGAGCGAGGAAGACCAUCGGCAUACCGGACCUUGACAUGAAGCUGAUCUCCUUGAGUGAGUGGACGGUGAAUGCUCUUUACGCAUCGCAAUGGCGUGUUGGACGCCAUUUCCUGGUGGGCGACAGCGCUCACCGCAUUCCACCAUGGGGCGCCUUGGGAAUGAAUUCUGGCAUACAAGACGCAAAUAAUCUCGCGUGGAAACUGUCCAUGGCCCUCAAGGAUCCAGGCAGGCAUUAUGACAGUCUCCUGGACACUUACUACGAGGAGCGCGCAGAGGUCGGAAAACGAGUCGGACAGACCAGCCUCAACAACAUGCGCUCUCACUCAGGCCAGAUUGAUCGUGUUAUGGGGAUUAGCGCGUCGCAGAGUCAAGCCGAGAACCUCGCAGCAGGUGCGGCAUUCUUCGACAAAGGGCACCCCGAAUACGCAGAGAAGCAGCGACUUAUCCAGUUGGCAUCACAAGCGCUCGAUACCGAGUUCAAAGCACCAGGGUACGAAGUAGGCUGGUUCUAUCCAAGUGCAGAUAUCAACUCUGAAGGUGGAGCGACGCAUGGGGGACAACAGCUGGCAGACGGCACACUAGUACAUCACACGUACUACAUGUCGACGAUUCCAGGGCAUCAUCUUCCCCAUGCGUGGGUGACGCGCGACGAUAGGACAGUGGCAUUGCGUGAUCUUUUGGACUUGGACGCACUGACCCUAUUUGUAGAGAAUACACUGGAGGAGAGGAUCGACGAACACAGGGUGAAAGUGGUGGUUGUUGGAAGAGAUGGAUGGCAAGACCAGACCGGGCAAUGGGAGAAGUACCGCGGUGUAGACUGGUCUGGCGGCGUGCUUGUCAGGCCCGACGGGAUUGUCGCUUGGCGAGGAUCAUUGACACAAGCCAGAGAUGAAGGCUGGACACGGCUUGUCGACAGAAUUUUGAAAGUCGUUAACAUGGAUGCAACAAUCGAGUGGUUCGGUGCUACCACGUUUCGCGUAAAAGCCAACGGCCUCGUCAUCUUUUUGGACACAUGGCUUGAGCGACCAGAUGUCCUGCCGAAAGUGUUGGCUAUCGACGAUGUGACUGAAGCGGAUUACAUUUUCAUCUCCCACGCACAUUUUGACCAUCUUCCCGGAGCCGACAAGAUCGCAAUCAAAACCGGAGCGCAUGUUAUUGCUAACGGCGAAGCUAUCAACGUCCUUCGGCUAGCUGGAGUGCCCGAAGACCAGUUGAUCCCGGUAUCUGGCGGCGAGCGCAUCCCUCUUUUUACUCUCGAGCGUCGUCAAGCAGCAGCUCGUGGUGAAAUUGACAUCGCUCCUGGGCCGCCAGGCGCCCCUGAGGCUCCAGAUGCUAAAUUGGCCGCGGCUUCCGUCCAUGUCUGGCCUUCAUUGCACUGUCUGAUGCCUGGUGGGUCGCAUGCUGAUGUGCCCGCGAUCAUGGAUACAGGCAAAGAGUAUAUUGGAGGAGCAAGCCAGUACGCUUGCACACUGGACAUCACAUUCGGUAUGAAAUACGGCCUCCUAAAGAUCGGCGACCACAUGCCUCGCGACGCUAUGGACUCGGGCAUGCGCUCUUUCGUCGACUACGUCAACGGUCCGGCGAGGGACUGCAUGUCUCACUUUGACGGAGGGCAGCUAAUGCACAACUUCCUGUUUGGAGAGGGCAAGACACUGCUGUGGAACGGGCACCUGGGCGGGUACGAUGGAAUAUUGAAGACGGUGCAGCCACAGCCAGACGUGCUCAUUCAGGCGAUUGCUGGGCGGGCGAACCUGAACGGGCGACCGUUUGAUGGAUCGGCGGCGCAGUUCGCGGUGCAAGUGUCGAAACUUCUGGGAGAGCCCAAGAAGGUGAUUUGGUGCUUGCAUGAUGAGGCGCCGAUCAAGCCGUGGACGGUGGAUGUAAGUCCAGCUACGCAAGCGGUUGAGAAGGAGACGAGUUCUAAGGUGACCUCAUUGCAACUGGGCAAAUCGGAUGUACUAUUCUGA
This is a messenger RNA of Colletotrichum gloeosporioides, 2706 nucleotides long. Its product is annotated as putative polyketide hydroxylase. The record is from RefSeq and is a predicted model, not a curated record. The coding region runs from base 1 to 2706 and encodes 901 amino acids. The transcript has 5 exons. NCBI's taxonomy places the organism in Eukaryota, Fungi, Ascomycota, Sordariomycetes, Glomerellales, Glomerellaceae. Gene Ontology annotation, molecular function: FAD binding.